This is a messenger RNA of Colletotrichum higginsianum IMI 349063, 3687 nucleotides long. RefSeq lists its product as uncharacterized. The record is from RefSeq and is a predicted model, not a curated record. The transcript has 4 exons. Bases 1 to 3687 code for a protein of 1228 amino acids. Lineage: Eukaryota; Fungi; Ascomycota; Sordariomycetes; Glomerellales; Glomerellaceae.
AUGUCGGAGCCGGAGCUGGAGCCUGGUCGCACCAAGCGGCCCGGCGUCUUGCACGGAACCGCCGCGCCGUUGAGCGACGCGUUGCGAGGAGCACUUAACGCCGCUAUCGAGACCAUUUACGCGACCGGUGGGCCAGACACGUCCCUUCACUGCAACGCGCCCAACUCAGAUAUGGGACAUCAUGCCAGUACGACGAGCCCCGAUGCUGCCCUCACGGCGUCUUUUCCAGCCCCUAAUCCGCCGCUGGACGCUGCUUUUGCGCGGCUGACAGAGUGUUUGAAGCGCUGGGAAUCGAGGAUUGAGGAUCGCUCAUUACGUUGUCAAACCGCCGUCUAUCACUUCCACCCUCCAUGGAGCUUUGCAGAUUAUGAAAGCCGGGUCAUGGGUCAGAACAUGUCUGAUGCCGACUCUACUUUGGUAGCCCGCCUUCGCUGGAUAUGCCCCAAAUUGGGAUUCGAAGUGUUUCCUGUCGUUCUGAAAUACAGCGGAAAUGCUUGUCAAUACAAUGCUUGGGUUCCCCUCGAGCAAGCAAACGGCCACGCGAUGCGUGCUUCUUCUGGACACAACGGCUCCUGGAAACCAUACCAACAUGUCAAGCACACUCCAAGUAUCUUUCAAUUCAAUACCUUCUCAGGUUCCACACUUGCAGAAAGUGCGGCUUGUCAUGAACGCAACCUUCUCAACGAAAGGAACGUCUUCUGGGAAAGAUCUCGCCGCGGUAUAUUCGGCUGGCAAUCUCCGGACGAACAGCGGCUAUAUGAAGAAGAGCGCAAGCUUCGCGAGGCGAACCCUCAGUGGUAUCAUAACAUCAUCCCGGGUACUAGUAGUGAUCUUGGGUCUUACUACGCACCGGCUGUAAUCAUCGUACCUUUCAGCACGCAGAUGGACUUCGUCAACAGGGCUGAAAACCCACAGCCCGUUGCUCGGAUUUGGCGAUACCUGCUGGCACAGUGCAAUGAAUCCGUCGAGUCGGCAGCCUACUUCGCUGCUGUGCAAACCUUGUGCAACUUUUUGUGGCCUGAAAAUGAUGACGCGCCCACAGAGACUCAGAUCCUCGGCAUUCGAAUUCGAGACCGUCAGGAGUGGAUCGAUGCUGUUGAUUCAGACAUAAUGGGCGACUUGGUUGUUGCUUCAUUAGUUACCAAGGACAGCCAUCUUUGCACCAGACUCAUUGCUCGAACACAAGUUGAGCCCGAAGUAAAUUACACCUGGGUGUGUGAGAAGGCCAGCGUUCAUGGCUAUUUCGCAGCUGAUGUGCUUUAUGGACUUCGCCGCUUCCUCUUCAAGCGUAGCAACUUCUUGCAAAUCGCAGGCAUUAUUGACAAACUGCCUGCGUAUUGCGAAGCUAGUGACAGGGCCGAAACCGUCUUGGAGCUCGUGAAAGCUACCCUGUCAACACUCGAAUCACCUGUAUCGGCAAGCCAUGGCCGAAUAGUGGUCAACUUCAUAAGACUUUUCAAGGAUUUCAAGACGUGGAGCGAUGUCGUGCAACCGGCUAUUGUCAGCCAGCACCGGCAGCUUCACCGGCACAGUCAAUUUAUGCUCGGGUUGCUCAACAGACUCCUUGAGGUGACGAGGAAAGACAAUCUUCCUAUUGACCAAGUGACGGCCUUUUACCAGCAGUACGCCGACCCGAAGAAACCGUCUCAGACAUUGUGGCAGGUUGCUCGUUUGGUCAGCAAUGCCGCGAAAGAUCAGACUGCCGAAGCCAAGACCGCUCGGCAGACCUGGUUUGCUUCUGAGCCAAAGGAAGAGUUUGUUAAUGAAAGGUCAGAACCGCUUCCAAUACAUCACGCAGUGAUUGCCGGCGUCUUCAGAAGCCUUGACCGGCUCGGCAUGCACGAUCAGGUGACAGACCUGGCCGACUAUAUGGUCGAACACAUUGCCGAGGUCGAGCCUAUACAGAUUUCACCGCUCUGGAUGCCACUCUUGAUGGCUCUACAAGACCUGGCCGAUCCUGAAAACCGGGCGUUCCGGCGCUUGUUUCAGGCCAUCUUCGAGCAUUACGACAAGGCUGUCUUCGAAGACAUCUCUGACCGACUGGAACAUGAUCCAGAUUCCAUAUCACAUAUGGCUGCAUGCUGCAAGUACUGCCAAAGUCUGAACUCCUAUCUCGAGCAGCCCCUCUGGAAGACAAUUCAUUUGGUGCACCCAAGGGCUACGGUCAACCACAUUGAAACAAGGCUUUGCGGACAAGGAAAGCCCGUUAAGAUAGUCGUUUACGGCAAGAACGAAGCGAGCUUGACGAUGCAGUUGACGAAGACCUCCCUAGUCAACGAGAAACUGCGCCAGGUUGUGGAAUUGCGGCGGCAAGAGGCGACAGCAACUGUACGACAAUUUGACCCGGCCAAACUGUUGCCUUUCCUCGAAGACAGGGGAGAAAUCAUGUGGAGACUCGGGAACGCAGAGUCUGCCGAGGUGCCCAGGGAGAUCUCUGCUAGACGCUCAGAUUCGCAGGUCACCAGCACUGCGAAGCUGUCAAGAUCAAGGUCGUCUUCCACUCCAGAUGUUUCUCCGAGCCCCUCAAAGUCGCCUCGGGAAAAUGUCCAACAACUUGGGAUCAAGAGCGAAACUCCAUCAAGCAUCGAGACGAGGCUCGACGAAUCCACGUCAAGGGCCGAAAGCCCUAGUAAUUUCGAUACCGUCAAAGCAGAGCCUUCCUCGGCUGCUGGCUCAGCAAGACGCUCGGUUCGUGGAGAUAUUCGAGCGUUGUUUGGUGCCGCCGGCAACAAGCAGGAAACCACAUCAUUUAGUAGUCAAAGCCUGCCGAAGGCUAACGGCAGUUCGACAAGAGAUCGCCUCAGGGAAUUGGGCAACAUCAAGCGGGAGUCUACCCCCAAGUACGACGACAAUUCAACAGAGCGACUUCGUGCGGUUUUGGCUAAGAGUCGGGCACAGAGGCAGGCGCCUGGGAGCAGUGGCAGCAUACCCCCAAGCUCUUUGUCAAAGACAACGACCCCUUCAAAGAGGACGGAAUCUCUGGCUUCAUCUGCCGCACCCACACGCAGCAGGAAUGAGUCUCCUAGCCUCAUAAAGACAGUCGGCUUGACAGAUGGAACACCACUGUUGCCACUUGUUCAGAGUGCGACUGCUGGAUCUGCCAGGUCGCGGCCUUCAGUUCUUGUCGGCCCUUUGGCUGGCUCUACCCCGCUCCUAGGCUCUCUGGCAGGUACCUCGCGCAGAAGCCUAGGUGUCGGGGUUAGAGAUAGAAGUCCUUCAAGCAGUCCUUCACGGGCCACGGGCAGCAUCGAACCGGACUUCAUGGCGGCCAUUUUGGAUGCGGAGCGUGCGAGAAAAAGGCGUGCCGGUUCUACCUGGGAAGUGCGGGCAGCCUCCGGCAACGUCGUGGGCUCGGGGACAUCUUCCAGGAAGUCGAUAUUCGAGAGCUCCCGACAGGACAAGGAGAAUCCUCGGUUGCCGACCUUGACGGGGGCGCCUUGUCUUGGGACCGGUUCAGCUGGUCGAGCGAGAUCGACUGCCAGAGCUUUGGUGGCGAGGUCGUCGAACGCGAGGCCGGGCACCACCCGCAUUCCCGCCUCGGCCGGGAGCAAAAGAAAGAUGGACAGCGACGACGACGCCAUCAUCGAUCUUGGCGGCGACAGCCCUCCGUUCGGCGGCGCAAACAAGAAGAAGAAGAGCAUCCCCGUUUUUAACAACCUCGACGACGACCCCUUUGGCGAGGAUUGA